AUGAAAAGGAAGCACACUUUAUUUCUUAGAAAAGUAGUUGGAGAAUAAAGUUAAAUGAGUUGGCCUUUUGCUGAUUAAGACUUACAUUCUAGUAACAUUUUCCAAAGUAAAAGAGCAGUCAUCAAUUAGCUUAGAGUCCUGAUUAUCAAAUUUUGGAUUUUAGCCAUAAGAAUUCAACAAAUGAAAUCUUAUCUCGAUCAAUAGUUGGCAAAGUGGAUAUAUUCAAUAAACAAGCACAUGAGCUUGAAAAACCUCUUCGUUUUAGUUAACCUGUAAAGUUGUCUAAUUUGUAAAAGAAGAUAAAAAGAAGUUAUAUAAUAUGGUUAUUCUUUUAGCCAAUACUAAUGAACCAUCAAGUCUAAAUUCAUCCUAUAGAAGCAAAAAAAAUAUUAAGAAUUAAUAGCAAAUAAUACAAAAAGCUGGAGAUUCCAAUUUUGAAGUACUUGAUAAAUAUGAGUUAAUAUAAACUAUGGAAAAAAUACAGAAAAUAAUCAAAAAUAAUGAAAAGUAAGCGCAAGAUCAACUUUAGAAAAUUUCAGUAACUGAAAAGAUAUUGAAAACUCAACAUGAAAGAGCAUUAAGUAAACAUGAGAAACAAAUGUAAGUGUGGAAUGAGUUAUCUACAAAAAUCAGUUUUCGAAUGAAAAAUAAUUCAACCACCUUAAUAGAAAGAUAGGCUUGUAUUUCUUAUAAAAUAAUGUUAGAGUUUAGAUCUCGUUUGGACUCUCUAGAUAUGUUAGAAGAAUUAAAACCAGAAGAAUCAAAAAAUCCAGUGAUAACUUGGCAUCAAAGAUUAAGAUCUCAAUAUAAGCCUUAAGUAAUGUAUUUAGUUAUGACAAAGAAAAUUAUUCAAAAAGAAGAAUAAGAAAGACUGUAGCUAAAAUAAGAUUUAUUAAAAGAAAUACCAAACAGAGAAUUAUUAGAAAUACCUAAUCCUUAGAAAGUAAUUUCGGAUAUCAAAAAUAAAUAAGGUUAUGACAAAGGUCGCUCUGUAUCUGAUUAUAAUGGAUUAAAAGUAAAAUUGUUUGAAAAAAUUAGUUAGUGGGUUUGAGUGUCUAUGACUAAGAACUAAACUCUUUGAAGAUGGAUAAAUCUCAAAUAUAAUAGUAGUAUUACUAUUAUAAGGCUCCAAAAGAAAUCUAAAUUGAAGGUUCAAACUUUUGA
Messenger RNA from Paramecium octaurelia, 1164 nucleotides. The record is from the annotation of a GenBank genome assembly. NCBI's taxonomy places the organism in Eukaryota, Ciliophora, Oligohymenophorea, Peniculida, Parameciidae.